ACUGAAUUAAACAAUUAAAACUGUAAACACGUUCAUGUAGGAUUGAGUAAAAUGAAUAACUUUACUGCAGUCACACCGGAAGUGCUGUUCGGUCUCGCGCAAGGAAACCGGCGCGCCAAAUUUCAAAGCACUUCCUGGGAAGGAAUGAUGAAGUUAUUACCGAGGACCCGAAAAGAGAGAUAAAGCUCCGGGUUGUGUUGGUCUGCCGUCAUAUGUAGGGAUGAAGAGCAUCUAGCUGAGUGUGACUUCACCUUCACCUCCACACAGAUGCUUGCAUUGACACAACAGCCUAAUUAGUUCCUAUUUUUAUAUGCUAGAUAUUUUUUAUAUCAUGUGGCUGUAAAAUUUUUCCAGGGUUAUAUAUUUGAUGAUUAAAGGAAAUCUCCAAUGGAGGGUCGUGAUCCUGCCAGCGGUUCUGUAUAAGCGAUUUACAGGUGGCUGUCAUUUUGGCUUUUAUCCCUCGUGGUCUUGCCAUCAUGUUCCCUGGGAUCCACUCCUGUUUCCAGCUGUUGAGAAUAGGCUCAUCGAGCGCUGUAAACAGCCCCGGCACUGUUUCAGACUCGGUUCAUGACCUGUACACUUUCCGGCCAGCCCUCGCCAACUCUGUGUUCAGGUUGGGCAGGCGGGCGGAGUUGUGCGACGUCACUCUGGAGUCAUCGACCAUUUCACGUAUACAUGCUGAGCUGCACGCUGAAAAACAGAGCGACGCUGCAGGAGAGGAAAGCUGGAAGGUCCAAGUGAGGGACCGAAGCAGCCAUGGUACAUGGGUGAACGAUGUCCGAAUCCAGUCGGGUGUCUUGUUGGAGAUAUUUGAUGGUGACACGCUGACCUUUGGUGGCCAAACAGAGCAAGGGAGCCCAGAGUUCUACUUCCUUUUCCAGAAGGUCAGGGUCAGUCCACAGGACUUUGAUGCCAUUACUGUCCCGAAAGCAAACUCUUUCUCGUCCAAUAUUAAUAACCGGAUUCGAACGAGUCUGGACUGCAAACAGGAUCCCAGCCUGGACAUUUCUAAGCUGUCCAUCAACAAAGCCACGGUCAUUCUAAACUCCAUUGGCAGCCUGAGUAAGAUCAAUGGCAGCUGCUGGACCUUCAAGAGGACUGACAAAACCACCGGCCUAAACUCAGCCGACAUCUCCUCAUUUCAAACUUUGGUUCCACCUUCAACUCCUCCUUCUCUUUCCAAUAAUCGAGAGACUGCAAAGUCCAUUCCACCGUCCUCCAAAAGUCGACGUAAAUCAGCCCACACGGUGCUUUUGGAAGAUGACAGCGUGGAGGACCAUGAUGGUGCCCGGCCCGGGUUAGAGGAAGCAUGGAAAGCCAAAGCUGGCAAGCGACGGCGUCUGUACAAGUCUGAGUCCGAGAUUUUCCAGUCUCCGCUGUCCAAUAUGGAGUUAAGUAUGAGGCCACAGCUAGACACCAGGCCGGUCAUGCACAAGCAGAAUGCAGCCAUUAUCAAUCAGUUGAACAACAGAAAACUCGAGCAUCCUUCUUUUACCCUGAUCCUGAAGCGAGAGAGUGAAAAUCAAGGCCACAACAAAAGUAUGAAUCUGGUGGGGUGCCGACAACAGAAGCGUUGCUCUUCAGCUCCUCGCGGCAGGCGAAGGGCAAACAGCAGUCCUAUAUGUUCUUCACUAGUCGUCGGAGGUGAAAGUUAUCAGCUGGCUACUCCACCCACAAGGCUAGCCAAAGUGGUGAGGGGAAACGGUGCACGCUUCCACGCCACCACCAGCAGACGGCGUGGCAGACCCAGGAAGCAUCCACCUCCCCAGCCUUCCCUUCCGUCUCCCGCUUCCUCCUCCUCAUCAUCAUCCUCUAGCUCCUCCUCCUCCUCAUCUUCAGCAUCGUCGUCUUCAGAGGACGAAGAUGACGAUGAAAAUGAAGAGGAAAUGAGGGCAGUACAGGGCGUAGAGCCAUGUGCUGCGUCGUGUUGUCGUCUGCCCCAGCAGGACACUGUGCAGUGGGUGCAGUGUGACGACUGCGAUGCCUGGUAUCACUUGGACUGCCUUCCAAACGAUCGCAACCGAGCUGCAGUCCUGCUCGAUCCUACCGCUGAAUUCCACUGUGGCUGCUGCUGAGUGGCUUCAUGGUAAUUAACAAGGCUGGUCAGACAAGCAGUGUGCCUUCAAUAUCCAUAUUUAAGCAAUAAAGUCUCUGUUUGAUUUUCUCAUCUACUCAUUUUUAAACAUCAGACCCAGUUGUCAAGGUAACACACUAAGCUUUAGAGCAUUAUGAUCUGAUUCAGACCUGAGUGAGUGAGUCAAUGGGUCACAAUGGGCACAACCUGUCACAAUAGCUAAUGGGUUCCUCAAGUGUUCUCCUAAAAUCAUGGAGGUCCAUCCCGUGCUCUUUUAAAGUCAAUCUAAACAUGUUCAAUAAUCUCCUGGAUAAAUAUGUAUCUGGAUUCAUUUGCAUCUUAUUUUUCCAAAAUGCAAAAGUUGUACAAGACCCAGAUUUUAGUUUGCUUUAGUUUGCCUACCACUUUGCUUUAAUGUUAUUUAUUUGAUAAAUAGAAGUAUAUAUCGAUCAAAAAGCUUUGGUUCAAGGUGAGAGUUUCUGCUCAGCAAAAUUAAGCAGGUAACAAUCAGGUGUAUUUAUUAACACCUCAGUAUGCUAGUGUGCGCACUCCAUGCCAAGACCUUCACCAGUGUUCGGCCCAGUCACUUCAGGUCCUGGAAACUUCUAACUGGCCCUUGUAUAGUUUGGGGUUUCUUUUUAACCCCCUAAAUGAAAGGGAUGGACUUUAACUGUAGGAUCCACCCUACCACAAGGGUACUUGUAUUCUCUGUGCAGUUUACACCUGGCUGCUGGUUCCAGUGAGUAGAUAAAAAAGUACUUAAAGGUAUUUAUAGCAAAAACUACAUCACUCGUUGUUUCAUGGCUCUUGAAGUUCUCUGCAUGGUGUAUGCAUGAGCACAAGACCAUAUCCCGGUGUUCAGUACCACCACCACCACCCCCGGCAGGAAGAAGGGGAGGAACAGAUCUCAUUUCAGACAAGAUGUUGAUUUGUUUACUUCUUUAUAGCACACAGGUUUGUUGGCUAAAAUGUAUAUUUUCCAUUUAAACAAACCUUGGGCAGACUAAUUAACUGUUCAUUAGGUAUUCAUUAAAAACGGCACACUAGUCUGAUCUAUGCUCUAUUCACAGGAUCCUGUCCUUGGUCCAGGAGUCUCUUUACUCCUGCAUAUUCUAGUGUUUUCUCUGCUGCCACUGCACCUGAUUCAGUCUACACUACAAUGUGUAGGACUGAGGGGAUGUUUGGAACCUGAGUGUUAGAACAUAGUGGCAUUGAAUAAAAUAAAACAUUAUAAGCAGUUAUUCACAUUGAGUUGAGCUAUAUUGAGAAUUGUGUAUAAUGAGGACCACAUGAUUUUAGGAGUAUUAGAUGUGAUCCUGGCUGAUAGACUUUUGAGAGCCUCCGACUCCACAGAGCUCAUUGGUCCUACUUCGGUCGGCUCCGUGCUGCCUAGUGGGUCGUGCAGGUAUUUAGUUUUGUCAUGGAUUCGUUAUUUCUUUCUUACACAACCUACAAAAUGAACUCCUGUGGAAAGAAUAAGACAUUUUUGCUAUUCUCGAUCUCAAGUAGAUGUGUUUUAAUGGGAGAGUGAAAAAAUGACCUGUGUAAUAUUGUGGGUCUGAUUUAUCUGAUUAUUUACACUGAAAGUCAGUUCUAUAAAAAUAUACAAAAAAAAAAAUCAUCUAUCUAAAUAUUAUUGUACAUUAAUGCAGGGAAGGAAGUCACACCUUCCCAUAAAUAAACAUUAUUUUCUCAUUUAGAGCACAGUUUAUGUUUCUAAUCACACAAUACCAGCUGGUUGGACAACACUCUGUAAUUAUAUCAUGUACUGAUGACCGUCACUUUCACAUUCACCGUCACUUUCACAUUCACCGUCACUUUCACAUUUCGCAUUCACAUUCAUCCAGCAGAUGAAGCUUCAUGAAGAACCUGGAUAUAAUUAAAGCUGAUUCUGAAGAAAUUCUGAUUCCUUAUUUUAGCGCUACAGGCAGAAAGAGUGUUUGGCAGCUCAGACGUUUGUGUAAGAUGAGUAUAAAUGAGUAGACUGAAGGUCUAAAUGGUGAACACUGCAGCACCAACCUCAGAUCACACACAAAGAACAUGGUGUUGAUAUUACGUAGAAGAAACCUUUUGUGGUUAGUGUGUUUUCUUCUUUGUUUCUGUCUCUUAAUAGCAAAAUUUCUUUAGAUAUUAAUGUAAACGUUUUCAGUGUGAGCUCUACUAACUGUUAGCAGGGGCAGGGGUGGACAAAUCAAUAUGAAAUUCAAAUACAUCUUAUCUUUAUCCCACCGCAUCUGAUCGUAUGUUCCAGUUUUUAACUGGACGGAUUAAUUUGCGUGUAAAAAAUGACUGAAGAUCUGUUUCAGGAUCAAGAGCACGCAUGGAUGUGGAUACUGAUGAACACAAGCCAAAGUCUUUAAUAAUAAGUACAUUUUCUCUUCGUCCCUAUUAACACACUUGGCUAGCUCAACGUACCAUUGUGUUAGCGCCCCUCUUUUAACCGUACGACUUUCCUGGGCUAGAUAAUUAAUGUAUGAUUUGCCCGCCCCUGAAGUGGCUAUUUAGAGAAUAGAAGGUGCUGUUGUAUGAAUGUACAUCAUCUUUCACUGUCUUCACUUUAUCGCUUUACCUAAGAUGACUAUAUACAGUUCUUUUACAAAAUUGCUGUUUGUCAUGAGGGAAUCAGGGACUGAAUAAAAACACAUGGAAACAUCCAAA
Tachysurus vachellii is the source of this 4732-nucleotide messenger RNA. RefSeq names its product transcription factor 19 (SC1), like (gene tcf19l). Gene Ontology annotation, molecular function: protein binding. NCBI's taxonomy places the organism in Eukaryota, Metazoa, Chordata, Actinopteri, Siluriformes, Bagridae. Bases 477 to 2075 code for a protein of 532 amino acids. The transcript has 4 exons. Gene Ontology annotation, biological process: regulation of gene expression. The record is from RefSeq and is a predicted model, not a curated record. Gene Ontology annotation, cellular component: nucleus.